AAUUCUUCUUACAGGAAUAGGAGACUAUAUACUGUUCGCCUUAAAUCUCGAAUUCGUAAAUAAUCCUUAGAGAAUUCACUGUGAUUUCUCUCUUUCACGCUGUUACUAUAUUUUUAAGUAAUUUUAGCUGCCACAUUCAAAUCUUUCCUCAUGGGAAGGAGACGACUUUUUCAGUUGAGUGCUCGCCAAAAAAGAAGACUUGUAAAAAGACGAAGUGAAAUUUUUGAGGAAAAUUUAAAUAGUGACCUAGUCCAGGCCGAAGGGGAAAACAUUUAUUUAGAACAAGUGUUCGAAGAAGAUCUGGAAGAAAUUGAAGUCGGAAGUAACACGAGUGAAGGAAGUUCAACUGAAACAAUUAGCUCAGAAAGCGAAGAUGCGGUAGCAGCUCACCCUAGGACUCCAAAUUUUCCAGACGAGGGCACAGUUGACGAAGAAAUACACAAAUCUCUUAAGAACGUCGCAGAUAGAGUUGGGAAGCGUAUGAGGAAGUGACUUAACAUCGCGGCCA
Folsomia candida is the source of this 508-nucleotide messenger RNA. RefSeq lists its product as uncharacterized. The record is from RefSeq and is a predicted model, not a curated record. NCBI's taxonomy places the organism in Eukaryota, Metazoa, Arthropoda, Collembola, Entomobryomorpha, Isotomidae. The transcript has 3 exons. The coding region runs from base 151 to 492 and encodes 113 amino acids.